CUGGAAUGUUGACAUCAAAUUAUCCUCUCUUGUCCAGCAAUUACCCCCCGAGUUCGACCUGUUCAAGAUAUCCUCGUGCAGCUAAACUCCCAGUUGCUCUCGUCAGAGUCUGCGCGGCCUCGCAGGCAACCAUGCGCCGUCCUCAAACACAUUCGACUUAGGCGGCUCACACGUCCACUUUGAUACAGCAAAGGGCACAACAGACAUUGCUUUCUCCAACGGUGCUGCCCUCAUUCAUACUCCAGCCGCCGCCUCCGUACGCCGAGCUCAUAGCGCGGCUCUAUGGAGAGGAUGAACACUGCUGCUGUCGCGAGACCGCCCCAAACUCUCCGACAGCGACGCGAGUCGCAACGACCAUCACAACUGAAGACUGCCCGCAACGGAGGCUUGGAGAAUGGCGAUACAUCGAGUAGAGCUGAAGCCACUUCGGUGCCUUACGUCAAGGACGACCAAUAUAUCCUCCGGAAGUUCCAAGGCUUGCCUCCUUCCCUCGUCGUCCAUCUCUAUCCUUCAUACUUUCGCAUCGAUCCAAUUCCUGAAUCUUUCGGCUAUGAUUCGCCUAUGAAGGGCUUCCUGCAGCACAUCCGAGAUCACACAUUACCACAUGACAUAUUAGAGGAGAUAUAUGAAUUGAACGCUCCGUUCUACGAAGGUUGUCUGAUCGUCCAAAUCCAAAAUCACAAGUCUAUCAGCAACAGCCGACCCAAGAAAGGCCCAGCUAAGACUGAGAGUGAUGGCGUCAAGACAUUCUCCCUUCAUAACAGAACCCAGUUCACGACUCCCUCUCCCUUUGUUCCCUUUGACAGUAAGCCUAAUGCGCCGCAGCAGAACAAUGUGAAUGGUUCGAAUUCCGAGGGUGCUGGCAGUGAAAAUGCUGCGGAGAAGGAGAAGGAGAAGGAGAAAGAGAGGGAAAGCAUGCCAGCUCCGCAGACAGCACAGCAAAAGGCAGCAAGUAACGAGCCCAAGAUCUACACAGUCGUCCUGCAUCCAACUGGGCUUUCCAAGCAAGAGGACAUGCGCUUGCGAAUGACGACCCAUGUGUUUGAUUCGAGCACCCUUCGCCGACAGCAAAAUGGGAACCGUACUGCUGCGACGCCAACUAUGGCGCAACCCCCGACACCGCUGACAGCCUUCUCUCCUACACUGUCCCAAGGCAAGGGAUCCAACAAAGGCAGCCGUCCUCCGAAGACUCAAGCAGAAGUGUAUGCGUACGAAGCAGAAGUCAUCCUGCGGACGUCUGAACAGUUAUAUCUUGAGCCGACCGCAACUUUUGAAGAGUCUCAACAACUAAUAGACGACUUUACACACCCUAAUUACAAGCAUCCACCGCCUCCUCCCCGAAAGCGAAAGAGAACUGUUGCCGAACUGGCGGCGGACGAUGCUGCGGCAGCCGCUCAGCAACGUUAUAUGCUCAUUGGAGACGACCGCAAGGCAACGACUACUACUGUGGCUACAGACGACGACGACGAAGUUCAACUUGGCGUGCGUGGAGGCAGCGCUGCCUUUGCCCCGCAGUUCUCAAGGUUCAAGACGCUCGAGAAUAUCAGAGCCGCCCAUGAAGAGAACGAGAGGAGAAAGAAAGAGGAGGAGGCCAGAGCAGCCCAGACUCGCAAAGAACAACAGGAGCAGAAGAAGAUUGCAGACGCAGCGGAACAACAACAGCGUAAUGAACAGUUGGCACGUCAACAACAACAAGCUCAAUUGCAAGCACAGCAGCAACAGGCACAACAGGCGCAAGCACAACGAGAGCAACAACAACAGCAACAGCAGCAGCAACAGCAACAACAGCAGCAGCAGCAACAACAACAACAGCAGCAGCAGCAGCAGCAGCAGCAACAGCAACAACAUCAACAACAGCAACAACCACAACAUCAACCACAUCAACAACAUCAACAACAACAACAGCAGCAACAACAACAACAACAACAGCAGCAACAGCGAGGGCAGGCACAACAAGAAGCACAAGCAGUCCGCCAAGCUCAAGCCCGUGCUGCGCAUCAUCUCCACGCUCAACGUCAACAAGCAGCAUCACCUCAAAACCCCCAGGCACAAGCCAUGUCUCACGCCGCGCAACUCGCAAACCAGUCACAGCAGCAAUUCAAUGGGUCUCAAGGUCAACAGGGUUCACCUAUCGUGCGUCACCGUACCCCGUCGGCCUCUUCACCUAAUCUUGCCUCUACCUCACACCCCAUGGCCGCGCCCAUGGCUGCCACAACUUCAAGUAUGGGAGCUGGAAGUCCACAGAGACCGCCUUCAGCUGUUUCACAUCACCCUGGUGCCACUCCUCAGAUCGGCAUGGUUCGGCAGGCAAGUCAGAACCAAGGGCCAAGUCGGAACGGUACGCCGCAAUUGGUGCAAAACACGCCAAACAUGAACGCUGCGGUGCCAGCGAAUGGCGGCCGGAUCAUGACUCCACAGCCGGGCCGUGUAAAUGCGCAGGGCAGUCCAAUGGCCGGCGGACCGGUCAUGAUAAACCCACAAUCGCAAGCUUUCGCACAGAUGUCUCCCGAGCAGCAGCAGCAGCAUAUGAUGAUGCUCCAGCAACAGCAGCGUCGCCAGGUAGCAGCCCGCCAGGCCGCGAUGGGUAACAUGGCAGGAUCUACGCAAGCCCAGUAUAUGGCAAUGCGGCAGAGGCUCGGCCAGCUCCAGCUCCAAGCGCAACAACAGCCCGAGAAUCAGGGCAUCAUGCUAGCAAUUCAACAAGUCCAAAACCAGAUGAGAGUGAUACAGCAGCAGCAUAAUCAACAACAACAACAGCAACAGCAGCAGCAGCAGCAGCAGCAACAGGGGCAGCCACAGAUGUCACACUCUCCCAAUCCCGGUCAGAUGAAUGGUGGCGUGCAAAUGCGUCCACAGAACUCUCAAAACCCAACGAUGAUGAAUCUAGCCCUGCAACAAAACGGCAAUCCUGUGACUGCCCAGCAGCUGCAAGACUUCAAGAUAAGAAUGCAAACACAAUAUCCUGACGGCAACUAUCCCCCACAGAUUGCCAACAACCUCAACCAAGCUGACCAGCAACUUCGGAUCAUGGCGAACAACCGUGCCCGCAUGGUCUCGGCCCAGAACCAAGGCAUGCAGCCAGGCAUGGGUCAGCAGGGCAUGCAGAACCUCAACGCCAUGCCGAACAUGAACGGCAUGAACGGGGGAAUGAACAUGAACAAUAUGACUGGCAUGAACAACAACAUGACCGGCAUGAACGGCAUGGUCGGCAUGCCCAGCCAACAGGGCGGCAACAUGAACGCGCAGAACAACAACACGCACAUGACAACGUACGCGCGCAUGCUCCACCAGUCUCAGGAGAACCAGGUGCGCCAACGCAUGAUGAUGGCCCAUCAGCAGCAGCAACAGCAGCAGCGCCAGCAACAGGGUCUCGGGCCUACUAACAUGCAGAACGGCGGCAGCAUGCAGGGCAUGGGCGGUAGCGGUGGUAGUGGUGGUGGUGGUGGCGGCGGCGGCGGCGUCGUCAACAUGGGCGGUAUGGGUGCUCAGAUGCAGAUGGCCCCGGGCCAAAUGAAUCCCCAGCAGAUGCAGCAGGCCAUGUUGCAGAUGCGUAUGCAGCAGCAACAGCAACAACAACAACAGCAGCAGCAGCAGCAGCAGCAGCAUCAAAACAACCAAGGCGGUCAAAACGGCAUGGGAUGAUCCGGAGGGGAUUGAUUGAUUGCAUGCAUGCAUGCAUACAUACAUGCGUGAGUUGGCAUGAUACAUGCGCUGCGCCAAACAAAGUCAUCAUCAUAUACCCAGGCGUUUUUUUGUUUUUCUUUGGAGCGCUUUGCGUUGGGAAUGAACCCUCUCUCUUGGACUGUGUGUGUGUGUGUAUCAUCACUAUGGUAUUUUCGGGCUGGGAAUGAAUGAGCUUCUUAUUUGAAGAGCGGGUGGGC
Molecule: messenger RNA, 3881 nt
Organism: Pseudovirgaria hyperparasitica
Lineage: Eukaryota; Fungi; Ascomycota; Dothideomycetes; Acrospermales; Acrospermaceae
Exons: 3
Coding region: 283-3642 (1119 amino acids)
Biological process (GO): regulation of transcription by RNA polymerase II
Cellular component (GO): SAGA complex
Molecular function (GO): transcription coregulator activity
Source: RefSeq, a predicted model, not a curated record